Molecule: messenger RNA, 4178 nt
Organism: Maylandia zebra (zebra mbuna)
Lineage: Eukaryota; Metazoa; Chordata; Actinopteri; Cichliformes; Cichlidae
Gene: ccnf
Product: cyclin F
Molecular function (GO): protein binding
Source: RefSeq, a predicted model, not a curated record
CAAUAAGUGAGGACGCGUGCUUGGAUUUGAAUUCAGGCAAUAGCUAACAACUUACGGAGACAUUAGUCAACUAUCACAGCAAAACAGACACAGGAAACAACACUGUAACACUGCCUAUUUCGUUUUCUAAUAAUUAGUGUGAGCAUUUGAAUGUGAGUAACAUUAGCCAACAUCGUCUCGUAUAUAAAUCGCUACUCAAGAGUUGCAUCUACAGUAAGACAUCGCUGUUUGAGGAGUGAUCCCUGUACUUGCAAUGAAAGCAGGCGUUGUCCACUGCCGUUGUUCAAAAUGCUACUCGGUUCCAGCACGGAAGCGGGUACGUAAGCGAUCUUCUGGGAUCACCUUGCUGUCUCUUCCUGAGGAGGUUCUUCUCUGUGUGCUCCAGUAUCUCUCUGCAGAGGAUCUCCUGUCUAUCCGAGCUGUUCACUCUCAGCUGCGGGACAUUGUUGACAACCACUCUAGUGUUUGGGCCAGGGUCAGUUUCAGAGACACGUGGCCAUCCCCAAACACAUUAUGGCUUUUUGAAAGAGCUGCUGACAAAGGGAAUUUUGAAGCUGCUGUGAAGCUUGGAAUUGCAUAUUUAUACAAUGAAGGACCAUUGUUAAGUGACGAGGGCCGAGCAGAUGUGUGUGGUCGAAAGGCUUCCCACUUCUUUAGCCUCGCAGAGAGCCUGCGCUCCCUCACAGCAGAUCCCUUCAUCUGGGUGUUCAUCCGUCCACCGUGGUCGCCCACCGGCAGCUGCUGCAAGGCCGUGGUGUUUGAUCACCUCAAGGCUGAGUGCGCUAACAACAUGGAGAGGAGGGGUCCCCUGUUGCAUUGUUUGGCCAAAGUUUUGCAGCUGUUUGAGGAUGAUGAGAAGCGUUCAGAAGCCAUAUCCAUGCUGGAGGAGUCGUCACAGGCUGGCUGUCUACAGAGCUCAUACCUGAUGUGGCAGCACAGCCGUAAGGCAGCUAUCGCAGAUCCAGGAAGGUACCUGCAGUGUGUGCGAACCCUCAGGGACUAUGCUGGGAAAGGAUGUUGGGAGGCACAGUUGUCCUUGGCCAAAGUGUGCAGCAGUGGCAAUCCGCUGGGUUUGGAGUCGAAGGCCUGCUCGGAUUUAGUCGCCCAGCUCUUCAGCUCCUGUAAUCCAGCAUCACGGCCCUCAUCUCAGGAAAUCUUGAAACAAGGAAUCAAGGACAGCAUGAGGUACAUCCUGGUGGACUGGCUUGUGGAGGUGACCACAAUGAAGGACUUCACCAGCCAGACGCUGCAUGUGACUGUAGGCUGCGUGGACCGUUAUUUGACUUUGCGGUCUGUCCCCAAAGCUCGUCUUCAGUUAUUAGGAAUCGCCUGCAUGGUCAUCUGCACAAGAUACAUCAGCAAAGAAAUCCUGACCAUACGUGAAGCAGUUUGGUUGACAGACAACACCUACAAAUAUGAGGACCUGGUUCGAAUGAUGGGAGAGGUCAUCUCUGUGCUGGAGGGAAACAUCAGGAGCCCCACACUGCUGGACUACGGCGAGGUCCUGUUCUCUCUGCUCCCUCUGGAGAGGCGAACCACUCACCUAUUUAGCUACAUCUGCGAGCUGUCCCUGCUUUACUCUGCUCUAGCCACACCGCCACCUGCUAAACUGGCCUGUGCCGCACUGCUGCUCACACGGGCAUUACAUCACUAUGCUCCUCUUUGGCCCACCUUGUUGGCAGAUUACACAGGCUUUUCCAAGCAAGACAUUGUUCCCCUUUCAGUGCUGCUCUAUGUCAAAUGUUUCAGUCAAGAUGUUCCCAAAGAUUACAGGCACGUCUCUCUCACUGGUGUCAAGCAACGGUUUGAAGACGAGGCCUACCACCACAUCAGUAAAGAUAAGGUGAUGGAUUUUAAAGAGCUCUGCCAGAUCCUGGAGAUUCCUGAGGUGGUGCCUCAGAUGGAGCCUCCCAGUCCCACUGGUCAGCCAGCGGACAUCCAUACCUUCCUGGCCUCUCCAUCAAGCGAUAGCAAGAAGAGACGCGAUGACAGCAUGCAGGCGCACCGAGGCAGCUUUGUGGCCACGCCCACUGCAGAACUAUCAAAUCAGGAGGAGAAGCUGCUGGGCGACAUCCUGGAUUGGAGCCUGGACACUUCCUGCUCGGGUUAUGAGGGGGACAGGGAGGAAGAAAGCGAGGGAGAGAGAGAGGAUGACUGUUCCAUGAUAUCCAUCAAGCUGGAUCCGCUUACUGAUGCAGGCGAAAGGGGGGAGCACUGCCGAGCUCUAUCCAGCGAUGAGGACAGCUUCUGUGAAGCAAGGAGGGAGGUGAACAAGGAUUCCCAAGGCCAAGAGCCCGUUUCCCUCUCUAAAGACCUUCACAGUUCAGGAUAUUCCUCAGUCCAGAGUGUAAGCCCCUCAUCUACAUGCUCCUCCUCCUCCUACUCAUCGUCUCUCAGGGCUUGCACAUUCAAGACCUUUACCACUUCUCUGGGUGCUGCUUCUUCCAAUGCCCAGCCAGGCUUCCGCCUCUUAGUUCCCAUGCAGAGGCCUCGGGGCACAUCUAGCAAACAAGUAAAAAGGAAGAACACAGCGGCUCACAGUGGAUGCGAGGUGGAGAGAGAAGAGGAGGAGGAAGAGUAUUCUGCCAGUGCAGGGUUUCUGAGCCUAUAGACCAUGGUUAUUUUGAUGGCCUCAGACUUUUCACACUUUAAGAAAACACACACACACACACACACACACACACACACACACACACACACACACACACACACACACACACACACACACACACACACACAAAAAAAAAUUCCAGCACUUUUCAAUAUUGCAGGCUGACUCAUGUCAGUCUGCACUGGUCUGUCAAUCACCACAAGAUCUAGAGACUUGGCUCAAGGAGAAGUAAGGGAAAGACGAACGUCUGUAUAUGAAUAGAAUAGAAACAUGCCUUCUAUUGUGUUACAUUUCAUUUACAUGUUUACAGGCUUGCAGCAAUUAAAUACCUCCAGUAAAGAGACUCACACUCAGCUCUGAUACCACUGGAAAAUAACUUGCCUUUCCUCAGGACCCUGGUACAAUGGUUGCCAUUUCAGCUAUUUUUACAGUCUCCUACAACGACCUAUCUCAGAUCACGCUGGAUAGUUGUAAAAAGUGAAACCUCAUGGAUAUGUUUUGUUUUUUGGGGGGGUGUAUUGUUUUGGUUGCUGAUAUGCACUGUCUGUACAAGAAGUAAGCUUGUAUUUUGGUGAAUUUCAUACAUAGGUGACCACUGUCAUCUACUUAAUGGAUCGUCAAUGAUUGUUUGCCUUCACGUUCACUUUUGUUCUUUGCCAAAGGUACUGUGGUGGUGUCUGUUUUACUCGUUUCAGGGGCAUCUACCUUCAGAGAAGCAGAGCUGUGAAAUGACUCAUUUGGUGAACUGCAUCCUCUGUAGUCUUGUAACUAUACACCAGUUGUGCUGUGUAUAAAUUUUUAUUCUGUUUUAAUGUUUUGAUCAGUGUUAAGACCUGUAACACACUAAUCACAUCAGGUGGUAAAUGUUGGGUUUUUCAUACACUAUACAUUUGUGAAGUUUUGCCAAUGACCAAGAACCACCAGCCGAACAACUAUUGUGCAAAUGUUUGGUGUUGUGUGGUUGUAACUUAUUUUUGCGCAGACCUGACACAGCACCCAGCGCAACACAGAACUCUAAGAUGAUGUGAAAAAGUGCUUUACUCACUUUUCUUUCUUUCUCCAUCUGUAUAAGGUCUAGCACUUUAAUUAUCACAGAAGGGAGGGUGGUUCAAUCAAUGUAACAACUUUCCACGCUUGAACAAUCAGUACUAAAGUGGUUUUUAAUGCAUUAGUGUUUCUGUCGUUGACACAAAUGGAAGUUGUUUUUUUUGUUGUUGUUUUUUUUUUACACUAAAGUUUUUGUUUUUUGUCUUUUCUUUCUGGGGUUUUCACUGAAUUUCAUCCCACAUUCAGGAGGACCAGUACAUGAUGUUGAAAGGAUUGUGACUGACUGUAAAUGCAUUUUAAACUGUUACUUCAGACUGGUUAUAGCCUGUGUUGUUUUUUUUGUUGGUUUUUUUUAAAUGUACAUAGUGUUUUUAUGUAUAAAUGAGAAAAAAGAACAAAGAAAAUGCCACUACUUGAAAUUUUAUUUGCUUCAUUCCAAAAAAGGCAGUUUUCUUUGUGAAAUUGUUUUUAGUGUGUUCUCAGUAGACAUUUGAUGUGAAUAUGUACUACUUUUUUUUUU